AUGGAAAGAACACAAUUUACAGUCAUAUCUCUAACUGACUACCUAUGGACACCGAGGAAGUUUAGAACUAAACACACGGACCUGUUCCCAACCACACAACUCACAAUAUCCAUAUGGGACACUUUUAUGGAGACUAUAGGCCACAAGGACACAUUACACACCAAAUCCCCAAUCUCAGUCUUAAGAACAAUAGUACCCAACAUCCCCCUUAAGGACUGGAACACAGCAGGAAUGACAAAAAUAUCACAGCUCUUAGACGCCAAAGGCAUAAUACCAUUCCCAGUCCUACAAACACAGUGGCAACUCCCAAACAGAGCUAUCUUUUCCUACCUACAACUAAAAAGUGCGAUACAAGCACACACACCUUCACUGCAUACACCACCAGACGCGACUAGACUCACCUCUUACUUACUCCUAGACAGAUGCUGGACAACACCCACAAAACCCAAAACACUUACGCUAUGCUACAAGGCAUGGCAAGAACUCUCAACAACCACAUCGCACCCCUAUAAACUCGAUUGGGAGACAGACUGGGGGACAGUGCUGACGGACUGCGACUGGCUACGCGCCCUCAACGGCCUCUCCAAAUGGACAAAGUGCUACACCCACAAAAAAACUCCUCUACCGCUGGUACAUGACCCCACAGAGACUUCACCGCAUAUACCCCAAUACGCCCAAUACUUGCUGGAGGUGCAAUGCAACUACAGGAACCUUGGAGCAUCUGUGGUGGUCUUGCGGCAGUAUCCAACCACUUUGGACCGCCGUAUCCACAACCCUAGACCAACUUCACAUCCCUAA
Molecule: messenger RNA, 798 nt
Organism: Pelobates cultripes (western spadefoot toad)
Lineage: Eukaryota; Metazoa; Chordata; Amphibia; Anura; Pelobatidae
Source: the annotation of a GenBank genome assembly